CAUUUUGCACAGCAUUUUAAAAGGUUCUCUUAUAAGCACUAUUUUUAACAGCCAAAUCCGCCCCCCAAAACAGAAAGGAAAAACCCUAGGUAUUUUUCUGUGAUAGAUCUCAGUUUAUGAUCAAUUGAAGCAUCUCUCACAACAUUUACCUGAAGCCUGGCUUAUUUUACCUUUUUAUUAUUCAAGUUGAGAUUUUUGGAGGUGGUGUGGAUUUUUUUUUUUUUUUUUUUUUUUACUGGCAUAAGAAAAUUUGAGAAUUUAAUUGCAGUAGAAUACUUGGAAACAGUGAGGCUGCAAGCUUGAAAGGCAGAGGGAAGAGAAGGAAGGCUCUCACAGCAGAGCAUGGAUAGGAAAGGAGCAGUGAUUCUGCGGUGCUCAGUGUGCACAUGUUUUAUGAGAUCAGUGCCGGGCGCUGCAGCUGCGGACAAUAACUGAGCUGUCUGGCUAAUGAAGGCCACCUGGAUCAGGCUUCUGAAAAGAGCCAAAGGAGGACGUCUGAAGAACUCUGAUAUCUGUGGUUCGGCGGACUCCUACACCAGCCGUCCAUCCGAUUCAGAUGUAUCUCUGGAAGAAGACAGGGAAGCAGUGCGGAGAGAGGCAGAGCGACAGGCCCAGGCACAGCUGGAAAAAGCAAAGACAAAACCCGUUGCAUUUGCAGUUCGGACAAAUGUUGGGUAUAGUGCAGCUCACGAUGACGAUGUUCCAGUCCCAGGCAUGGCCAUCUCAUUUGAGGCUAAAGAUUUUCUUCAUGUUAAAGAAAAAUUUAAUAAUGACUGGUGGAUAGGACGGUUGGUAAAAGAAGGCUGUGAAAUAGGAUUCAUACCAAGCCCAGUCAAACUAGAAAACAUGAGGCUGCAGCACGAACAAAAGGCAAAACAAGGAAAAUUCUACUCCAGUAAAUCAGGAGGAAACUCUUCAUCCAGUUUGGGUGACAUCGUUCCUAGUUCCAGAAAAUCAACGCCUCCAUCAUCUGCUAUAGACAUAGAUGCCACUGGCUUAGAUGCAGAAGAAAAUGAUAUUCCAGCAAACCAUCGCUCCCCCAAACCCAGUGCAAACAGUGUAACAUCACCCCACUCCAAAGAGAAAAGAAUGCCCUUCUUUAAGAAGACAGAGCACAUCCCUCCCUAUGAUGUAGUGCCUUCUAUGCGACCAGUAGUUUUAGUGGGGCCUUCUCUGAAGGGAUAUGAGGUAACCGAUAUGAUGCAAAAAGCAUUAUUUGAUUUUUUAAAACAUAGAUUCGAAGGGCGUAUAUCAAUUACACGAGUCACAGCAGACAUCUCGCUUGCCAAACGCUCAGUAUUAAACAACCCCAGUAAGCACGCGAUAAUAGAGCGAUCCAACACAAGAUCAAGCUUAGCUGAAGUUCAAAGUGAAAUUGAACGGAUUUUUGAAUUAGCAAGGACACUGCAGUUGGUAGUGCUUGAUGCUGACACCAUUAACCACCCAGCUCAACUAAGCAAAACCUCUCUGGCUCCCAUUAUAGUAUACGUAAAGAUUUCUUCUCCUAAGGUUUUACAGAGGUUAAUAAAAUCUCGAGGGAAAUCUCAGGCCAAACACCUUAAUGUUCAGAUGGUGGCAGCUGAUAAACUGGCACAGUGUCCUCCCGAAAUGUUCGAUGUAAUUCUUGAUGAGAACCAGCUUGAAGAUGCUUGUGAGCACCUUGCUGACUAUCUGGAAGCCUACUGGAAGGCCACACAUCCACCUAGCAGCAAUCCUCCUAACCAGCUUCUCACUCGCACACUUGCAACAGCCACUCUUCCUAUUAGCCCAGGUCCAAAUAUUAAUUUACAGGGAUCUCAAGGAGACCAGAGGAAUGACCAUUCAGUCCCUGAACGCAGCGGUUCACAAAUUGAAGAGGAAGCACGGGUUGAACCCAUCAAGAAAUCCCAGCAUCGCUCUUCCUCGAGCCAACACCACAACCAUCGCAGUGGUGUUAGAGGCCUUUCUAGGCAAGAAACUUUUGACUCAGAAACACAAGACAGCAGAGAUUCAGCUUACGUGGAGCCAAAGGAGGACUACUCACAUGAGCAUGGUGACCACUAUGAUUCUCACAGGGAUCACAAUCAUAGAGACGAGUCCCACGGGAGCAGUGAUCACAGACAUAGAGAAUCAAGGCAUCGCUCAAAGGAGAGGGACCGCGAGCAGGACCACAAUGAAUGCAACAAACAGCGUAGUCGUCAUAAAUCAAGGGACCAAUAUUGUGACAAGGAUGGGGAAGUGAUAUCGAAAAAACGUAACGACGCAGGAGAAUGGAACAGGGAUGUUUACAUCCGUCAGUAACUUUUGCCUCCGGCAGUCUUGUGUUUCUUUGAAGUCUUGUAACAAUGCCCCCUGAAAAUAUCUUUGGGUUCUUCAUUGCAGAACAUAUGGUAUCCUUCUGUAUGCUGAUUUGUAUUGCUGUUGCUUGCAUAGCAAUAGCAUGAAAUAGAAUAUUCAUAUACUUAUUUUUUUUGGUUAGUGCUAUAUGAAUUAGCGUAGUACAACUGCAGAGCUCCUGAUGUUGUACUAUGCCAUUUUUCAAGCUGUUUUUUGGUAGCUGCCACUUGAACAAUAUCUGUUGCCAUCAAGGUGUUGUUAGUGUUUUUUAAAAAAAGGUACAUUUGAUGUUUAAUAACUUCCCGUGUAUUCAGCAGGCCAGAAUCAGCACAUAAAAAAUCUAAAACUUUUUGUCUGCUCUGAUUUUUAAUUUGGAUGCACUUGAUUUGCAUAUUGAUUUAAGAGCCACUAUCUGUUGCUUGUACCUCUGGUGAACUCCAUUUGAAGACAGAAUUCAGUCUUGCCUUACACACAGGGGAUCAUAAAGUCAAAAUCUAUUUUCUAUGUACUGGUACUGUGUACUGUAUAUACAGUUUAUAAAUGUUAUUUCUGCAGACACC
Nipponia nippon (crested ibis) is the source of this 2876-nucleotide messenger RNA. RefSeq names its product calcium voltage-gated channel auxiliary subunit beta 2 (gene CACNB2). NCBI's taxonomy places the organism in Eukaryota, Metazoa, Chordata, Aves, Pelecaniformes, Threskiornithidae. Gene Ontology annotation, biological process: calcium ion transmembrane transport. Gene Ontology annotation, molecular function: protein binding; voltage-gated calcium channel activity. The record is from RefSeq and is a predicted model, not a curated record. Gene Ontology annotation, cellular component: voltage-gated calcium channel complex.